AUGUCCUUCCCUAAGGCGCCCCUGAAACGAUUCAAUGACCCUUCUGGAUGUGCACCAUCCCCAGGUGCUUAUGAUGUUAAAACUUCAGAAGUAUUGAAAGGACCAGUAUCCUUUCAGAAGUCACAAAGGUUUAAAAAGCAAAAAGCAGAAUCACAACAAAAUCUUAACGUUGACAAAGAUACUACCUUGCCUGUUUCAGCAAGAAAAGUCAAGACUUCAGGAUUAAAGAAGGAAUCUCAGAAGAAUGAUAAAGAUUUGAAGAUGUUGGAAAAAGAGAUCCGCAUUCUUGUGCAGGAGCGUGGAGCUCAGGACAGGCGGAUCCAGGAUCUGGAAGCUGAGUUGGAGAAGGUGGAAGCAAAGCUAAACGCUGCCGUCAGGGAAAAAACAUCUCUCUCUGCAAGUAAUGCUACACUGGAAAAACAGCUUAUUGAAUUAACCAAGACUAAUGAGCUCCUAAAAUCUAAGUUUUCUGAAGAUAAUAACCAGAAGAAUUUGAGAAUUCUAAGCCUUGAGUUGAUGAAACUGAGAAACAAAAGGGAAACCAAGAUGAGGAGCAUGAUGGCUAAACAGGAAGGCAUGGAGGUGAAGCUGCAGCUCACCCAGAAGAACCUCGUGGAGUCUCAGGAGAAAAUAGUGCAACUUGAGGGGAAACUUGUUUCAAUAGAGAAGGAAAAGAUUGAUGAAAAAUCUGAAACAGAAAAGCUCUUAGAAUACAUUGAAGAAAUAAGUUGUGCAUCAGAUCAAGUGGAAAAAUACAAGCUAGAUAUUGCCCAGUUAGAAGAAAAUCUGAAAGAGAAGAAUCAUGAAGUUUUAAGCCUUAAGCAGUCUCUUGAGGAAAAUAUUGCUAUAUUGUCUAAAGAAAUAGAAGACAUGAAGUCUAAAUGCCAGGUGCUUGAAGAAGAAAAAGAAGACCUUAUCAAUAGGAACAGAGAACUGGACGAAAAUCUAAAUUCUGAGAUACGAACCUUAAAAGAGAGGUCUAUUCUUGAAAAACAAGAACAUGAAGAGCUACAACAAAAAGUAUUGCAAAUGGAUUCACUUCUGCAACAAGAGAAGGAAUUAUCUUCUGGUCUUCAGCAGAAGCUCUGUUCUUUUCAAGAAGAAAUGAUUAAAGAGAGAACUCUCUUUGAGGGAGAAUUAAAGCAGGCCUUGGAUGAGCUGGAUAAAUUACAGCAAAAGGAGGAACAAGCUGAAAACCUGCUUAAGCAACUGGAAGAGGAAGCAGAAUCUAGAGCUGCAGAACUAAAACACCUCGAAGAAAAGCUGAAAGGGAAAGAAGCCGAACUGGAUGAAAGUAAUGCUGCUCAUACUCAGGCCACCUUGCUUUUGCAAGAAAAACAUAACAGUACAGUGCAGAACCUGGAAGAUGUUACUGCUCAAUUUGAAAGCUAUAAAGCAUCAACAGCAAGUGAGCUAGAAGAUCUUAAGGUGCAGAACAAAUCACUUAAGGAAAAACUGGCCAAGGCUGAGCAAAGUGCAGAGGAUGUCCGAGAUCAAAUAUUGGCAACUGAGAACUCUAAUCAAGAAUAUGCAAGGAUGCUCCUAGAUCUGCAGACCAAAUCAGCACUUAAAGAAGCAGAAAUGAAAGAAAUUACAGUUUCUUCUCUUAAAAGAAUAUCUGAUUUACAGAACCAACUCAAGCAACGAAGCGAAGACUUUAAGAAACAACUGGAAGAGGAAGAAGCAAGAAAAGCUGGAAAAGAAAACUCAAUAGCAGCAUUAACUGAGGAAAUGAAUAAGUGGCGUCUCCUCUAUGAAGAAUUAUAUAAUAAAACAAAGCCUUUUCAGCUACAACUGGAUGCAUUUGAAGCAGAGAAACAGGCUUUGUUGAAUGAACAUGGUGCAGCUCAGGAACAACUGAAUAAUCUAAGAGAUUCAUAUGCUAAAUUAUUGGGUCAUCAGAAUCUAAAGCAAAAAAUCAAGCAUGUUGUGAAACUGAAAGAUGAAAAUAGCAAUCUCAAAUCGGAGGUGUUAAAACUCCGUGCUCAGCUUACUAAAAGAAAACAAAGUGAAGCAAAACUUCAGGAGGAAUUGAAUAAAGUUCUGGGUAUCAAACACUUUGAUCCUUCAAAGGCUUUUCUUCAUGAAAGUAAAGAAAAUUUUGUUCCCAAAACUCCAUUAAAAGAAGGCAAUACAAACUGCUCCUGA
Molecule: messenger RNA, 2148 nt
Organism: Budorcas taxicolor (takin)
Lineage: Eukaryota; Metazoa; Chordata; Mammalia; Artiodactyla; Bovidae
Product: hyaluronan mediated motility receptor-like
Exons: 18
Coding region: 1-2148 (715 amino acids)
Cellular component (GO): membrane
Molecular function (GO): hyaluronic acid binding
Source: RefSeq, a predicted model, not a curated record